Zophobas morio is the source of this 4186-nucleotide messenger RNA. Its product is annotated as von Willebrand factor A domain-containing protein 8-like. The record is from RefSeq and is a predicted model, not a curated record. The transcript is spliced from 11 exons. Lineage: Eukaryota; Metazoa; Arthropoda; Insecta; Coleoptera; Tenebrionidae. Gene Ontology annotation, cellular component: cytoplasm. The coding region runs from base 80 to 4129 and encodes 1349 amino acids. Gene Ontology annotation, molecular function: ATP hydrolysis activity; ATP binding.
ACGUGACGUAAACAUAACCUUUGUAUCAUCACCUCCCAAAACCUCAUUUUCUCAGUAUUAAACAACUUUUUGUGCAAAAAUGUUGUACACAACCCCCGCUAGUCGACGAAUACAAACAUUACUGCGCAUUUUGACCAAUGUCAACCCCUUCAUUGGUAACAGUGUACGAGCCUAUGUGUCUUCAGAAACCGUGUCAAUUGGCGAAGUUACCAAAGUAAUUGAGGCACCAAAACGGCCGGAAUAUGUCCCUAGAAACUACUAUAGAGAAGAUCUGGGUCAAAGUACACUGCAUCAUCUGAGAUGGAUGAUGCAGAAGGACAUUCUAGGGCAGGAUAUUUUUUUAUUAGGGCCACCGGGCCCUCAGAAACGGAACUUAGCCAUGCAGUACCUAGAAUUGACGAACAGAGAGCACGAAUAUGUGGCUUUGAGUAGAGACACCACUGAAUCAGAUUUGAAGCAAAGGAGAGAAAUUGUGAAAGGAACGGCUAAAUAUUUUGAUCAGAGCGCGGUCAGGGCGGCAGUGGAGGGUCGCAUUUUGGUGCUUGAGGGGAUUGAAAAGGCAGAACGUAACGUGUUACCAGUGCUGAAUAAUUUGCUUGAAAAUAGAGAAAUGAAUCUGGAAGAUGGGAGACUUCUAAUUCCAGCUUCCAGGUAUGAUAAAUUGUUGCAAGAGUAUGGAAAAGAAGAACUGGAUAAGUGGAAAUUGCUUAGGGUUGAUGAAAAUUUUAGAGUGAUUGCGUUGGGGCUGCCUAUACCUAAGUAUAGAGGAAACCCGCUGGAUCCUCCACUCCGGUCACGCUUUCAAGCCAGAGAUGUAGCACCUAAAGGUUACCAAGAAUGCUACCAAGACCUCCAACGCCUCUCCCCCACCGCCCCACCCGACAAACUCCAAAAACUCCUCUCCUGCGCCUUCGCCAUCUCCACCAAAGAAAGCGCCUCCCUCGGCCUGCCCGACUUCCCCCUAGACACCCUCCCCCACGCCGCAAAGCUCCUGCAAAACCACCCCGACCUGUCCCCCUACGACGUCUUCACCCGCCUCUACCCCUACAAAGUCUUCCUCAAAGACCAAACCUCCCACCUCGAGUCCCUCCUAUCCACCUUCCACGUCCAACCAGAACCCCCGAAACCAUCUCCCCCCACCAAACCCACAUCCACAACCUACAUAGCAACAGACUACCAAAACCGCCUCAUCGCCGCCAUGCUACAAACCGAAUCCGUCGGGGAUUUCUGCCUCGUGGGUCCAAAGGGGUGCGGCAAGAGCAUCCUAGUACAACAAGUAGCCGAAAUUCUGGGGAAAGCCACCGAAAAUAUAGUGUUGUACCAGGACAUGACGGCGCGCGAUUUGGUGCAGCAGAGGACGACGCUGGACAACGGUGACACUGUGUGGCAGUUAUCCCCGUUGGUGCUGGCGGCUUUGGAAGGGAAAAUCGCCGUUCUGGACGGAAUUAACCGGAUCCAUCCGAGUACAUUGUCGGUUUUACACAGACUAGUCCAAGACCGGGAAUUGCAGCUGCACGACGGAAAACGACUGAUGAGUGACGAACGGUACCAAAGCAUCAAACAGUCGUUUGAUUUGACGGACCACCAAAUGACGGAAAGUGGUAUUCUACCCAUACACCCCGACUUUCGGAUAAUCGCGAUCGGGGAACCACCUUCCUUGAACUCACCCACCGGGAAUUGGAUGACCCCGGAACUCCUCAGUCUUUUUCUUUUCCACGAAGUCAGAACUCUGAGUAAAGAGGAGGAACUUCACAUCAUUGCGUCUAAAUAUGGACCACCCUCCAAGUCGUUGCUCAAAAUCGUAGAGCUAGCCCACAUUUUGAGGAAUAGUACCGACCAAACCCUCCAGAGUCUGUCCGGGCACCUCUCCACCCGACAACUUCUGCGAAUCGGGGCUAGAAUGAAGAACUACCCUUCGAAUUUUGUCUACGAUACGAUCCGAACGACUUUUAUGGUACAGUUUCUUCCAACCCUGGCACGACAAGCUUUGGAGCGUACCAUACACCGACUCGGGGUUGUUGCAGAGGAAAGUUCGGACGACACAGCCCCCAUUGCUUGUGGAAUUAAAAACGAUAUUCUGACUAUUGGUCAAUCCUCGGUUCCUCUAUAUCAAACCACACACCUAACCAAAGUCCCUAACAUCCUCUUCUACAACAUUCCGCAGCACCUACACCUGAUGGAAGCGAUGCUUCAGGAUUUCCACCUCGGGCACCAUAUUUUGCUCGUCGGGAACCAAGGUGUUGGAAAAAACAAAAUCAUUGAUCGUUUCCUAGAACUGAUGAACAGACCUAGGGAAUACAUCCAGCUGCAUAGAGACACGACUGUGCAGACGUUAACCACACAACCUACCGUUCGUGAUGGUCUUCUAGUCCACGAGGACUCGCCUCUGGUGAACGCCAUCAAACACGGUCACGUCUUGGUGGUAGAUGAAGCAGACAAAGCCCCAACUCAUGUAACUUGCAUCCUGAAGACUCUAGUAGAGUCGGGUCAGAUGAUCCUCAGUGACGGUAGACGAAUCGUGCCUUUAGUACCUCCAAAUGGUCACCCGUCCAACUACAUCCAGAUCCAUCCCGAUUUUAGGAUCGUGGUACUAGCAAACAGACCCGGAUUCCCGUUUUUGGGGAACGAUUUCUUUGGCGCUUUGGGCGACUUGUUUAGUGCCCAUGCGGUAGAAAAUCCGUCUGCGGAUUCAGAAAUCAGUCUUUUGGGACAAUAUGGACCUAAUGUACCCCUUGACACUAUAAAAAAGUUAGUGGGGGUGUUUGGCGAGUUGCGCAAUAUGGCGGAUCAAGGGUUGGUUAGCUACCCCUACUCGACUCGCGAGGUUGUUAAUAUAGUCAAACACUUGGAACAAUUCCCGGGGGCUGAUUUAGAAGAUGUGGUCUUCAACGUGUUUGAUUUUGACCGGUACAGUCCUGAGGUGGUUGAAACUUUGGGGGAAGUUCUCCAAAAGCACGGUUUUUCGAGUAAGAACGUCAUGGCGGCUGAGUAUAUGGCGGCUAAACGGGCUAGGGAGAAGAUUCAGGUGACUAAGAGUAGGUAUAGUGGGAAAGAUGCUCAAGAACCGAAGCAUGGUAAAGAGGAUCCAGAUAAUGCCCCCCACGUUGGUGGUAACACAUGGGCUGGGGGUACCGGCGGUCGCGACACAGCUGGUAUGGGUGGUAAAGGUGGUCCUUAUAGGUUAGACAAAGGGCACGAAGUCCACCAACUAUCAGAGGAAGAAAUUAACGCCGUCCCUGAACAUAUACAGCGUGCGGCUCGCGAAAUGAACCGAAAAGCCUUCCAAGAAAAAUUAAAAGAAAUCGGGAUGAGUGCCUACGACGCUACUCUAUACAACCAGUUUUAUAACGCUGUGUCCAGACAAAUUCAGUCAUUAAGGAUCAUUCUAGGGAAUUUACAAGCUAAGAAUAAAGAGAGACACUGGUCACGUCACCAAACCGCUGGAGAACUAGAUGACGUCAAACUAAUCGACGGUCUACUAGGAGAGAAAACUAUUUUUCGAAGACGAGCCGAACAAGAACCCGAAAUCGGCGCCCCACAACUCAAACCCAAACUAUUCCGAGUGGUUGUAGAUGUCUCUGGAAGCAUGUACAGAUUCAACGGAUAUGACGGUCGCUUGGAUAAAGAACUAGAAGCCGCCGUUUUAGUAAUGGAAUCCUUCCAAGGCUUCGAAGACAAAAUCCAGUACGAUAUUAUUGGCCACUCGGGAGAAGCGCCGUUUAUUCCAUUCGUCAAACUCAAAGAGCACCCCAAAAACAAUAAGGAACGACUGGACGUGAUCAGAACGAUGCACGCGCAUGCGCAGUAUUGUUGGUCCGGCGACCACACGCUAGAGGGCACUGAAGAAGCUAUCAAUUCUCUAGCGGAAGAAGAUUGUGACGAGGCCAUCGUGAUCGUGUUGUCGGAUGCCAAUUUGGAACGAUAUAGGAUACCUCCGUCGAAAUUGGCGGCUGCGCUGACGUCAAAGUCCAAUGUUAGUGCCUAUGUUAUUUUUAUAGGUGGUUUGGGGGAUCAGGCGGAGAGGUUGACUGAGAGGUUGCCGGCUGGACGGGCUUUUAUAUGUAGUGACGUCACUCAGUUGCCGCAGAUUCUCAAGCAGAUUUUUUCGUCGUCGGUUAUUACCAUAUGAGGGUAAUUUCUAGGGAAUAAAACAAUGUAUAGUAAAUAAAAUUUUGUACAACUACUA